UUAUUUUCUGAUUUUGCCGUUGGUCAAUCCAACCAUCAAGUGGCCUUUAUCCAAUCAAUAGCCUUUUUCAGAAUAAUAUAAUCCAUUCAAAGUGGGUAUAUGACCCCGGCUUCUUGGAUUGCAUUGGAGAACCAUAAGCUCAAACAGCACUCGAACAAAAGCUUGAAGUUGUUCCGAGAGCACCAUGGCUACCCAGGUCUUUGUGGAUUGGAAGGGAAAUCCAGUCAACAAAAAGAGGCAUGGUGCAGUCAGAAGUUCAUAUUUCAUCUACUUCAUGGUAGUGAUGGGAAACAUAGCCUUUGUGCCCAACAUGCUGAACUUGGUUAACUACCUACACGGCACCAUGCAUAUGGGCAUUUCAAGCUCUUCAACCACGGUCACAAACUUUAUUGGUGCCGCAUGUGGCUUUGCUCUGUUGGGAGCCUUUCUUUCAGACUCAUAUAUCACACGAUUUAAAACCAUACUCAUAUUCGGUCCUGUGGACUUCUUGGGUUAUGCGUUGCUAGCGUUGCAAGCACACCUCCCAUCACUCCAUCCAUCAGACUGUGACAUGAAUGGGCAACAAAACAAUUGCGAGCAAGUUCAUGGCUUCAACUCUGCCCUGCUUUACAUUGCUCUGUACACCACUGCUUUGGGUGAGGGCUGCGUGCGUGCUGCCUUGCCAUCUUUGGGGGGAGAUCAAUUCGACGACAAGGACCCAGUUGAGUUACAACUCAAGUCCAGCUUUUUCAACUGGUUCACCUUUGGAAUUUCAUUAGGAGGUUUCAUAGGCCUCACACUUGUGGUGUGGAUUGAGAGCAACAAGGGAUGGGAUAUUGGUUUUGGUGUCUCUGCACUUGCAGUUCUCCUAGGAGUGCUAGCAGUAGCUGGUGGUGUCUCUUUCUAUCGCAAUCAGAUACCAAAAGGAAGUCCUCUGACUCGAAUAGUGCAGGUUUUUGUGGCUGCAUUCAAAAAUCGAAAGCUCGUGUUGCCUGAAAAUGUAGACCAACUGCAACAUAAUUCUGAGGAUAUGGAUAUCAUUGAAGUCCUUCCUCACACAAAGGGUUUCAAAUUCCUUGAUAAAGCUUCAAUUAAUCAUGGAGACACAGGAACUUGGUCCUGCACUGUAACACAAGUGGAGGAAACGAAAAUUAUACUUCGAAUGCUUCCCAUCUUAAUCAGCACUGUGCUUGGUUACUUACCUACGCCUGUUCUCUUGACAUUCACUGUCCAGCAAGGCAGCACUAUGAACACAAAGCUUGGGAAGAUCCACAUCUCCCCUGCAACUCUCUUUGUAAUUCCAGUGAUAUUUCAGAUGGUGAUCCUGGUAAUCUAUGAUCAAUUCAUUGUGCCCUUCGCACGAAGGAUCACAGGAUACGUAGGAGGUAUUACUAACUUGCAACGUGUGGGCGUUGGUUUCGCUGCUUCAGCAUUAGCAACAUGUGUGGCGGCAUUGGUGGAAAGGAAGAGAAAAAACAUAGUAGAAGAGCAUGGGCUAGAAAACUUUGAAACUGGUGUCCCCAUGUCUGUAUUUUGGCUAGCACUGCAGUUCUUUCUUUUGGGCAUUGUUGAUGUAACUUCCUUUGUUGGAUUACUGGAAUUCUUUAAUGGCGAAGCUUCGAGAGGAAUGAAAUCAAUAGGAACAGCCAUAUUCUGGUGUGUACUUGGGUUGGCAUCCCUGUUGGGAACUUUCCUGGUUGACAUGGUGAACAAAGCUACCAGACAUGGUGAUACUGGAAGGGGGUGGCUAGAGGGAGCCAACUUGAACAAGAGCCACCUUGAUUGGUUUUACUGGUUAGUUACAGUCCUUGAACUGGUGGCUCUCUUCAAUUAUAUGUACUGGGCAAGGAGGUAUGUCUAUAGGCAUGAUCCCCGUAUACCUCAAGAGCUGACUGAAAUAAAUGAUAAGGAUUCCUCCAAAACACAAGAGGUGGUUGCAAUUUAAUCGCAUCGCAUGUAACAGUUGUUAUCUUCCAGAAUAAUUAGAAAUUUGUGAUAUCAGUGUAUGAAUAUUAUUGAAAGCACAAACAAUGUAAAUGCAUCAGUAAGAAGACUGUUUGUUAUAAUAGA
Elaeis guineensis (African oil palm) is the source of this 2049-nucleotide messenger RNA. RefSeq names its product protein NRT1/ PTR FAMILY 4.6. Gene Ontology annotation, biological process: transmembrane transport. NCBI's taxonomy places the organism in Eukaryota, Viridiplantae, Streptophyta, Magnoliopsida, Arecales, Arecaceae. Gene Ontology annotation, molecular function: transmembrane transporter activity. Gene Ontology annotation, cellular component: membrane. The record is from RefSeq and is a predicted model, not a curated record.